This is a messenger RNA of Trichoderma aggressivum f. europaeum, 618 nucleotides long. RefSeq lists its product as uncharacterized. Lineage: Eukaryota; Fungi; Ascomycota; Sordariomycetes; Hypocreales; Hypocreaceae. The coding region runs from base 1 to 618 and encodes 205 amino acids. The transcript has 4 exons. The record is from RefSeq and is a predicted model, not a curated record.
AUGAAGCUGUCCAUCUCUGCCGCUCUUACUUUAGCCAUCGCGGUUCUCGCCGCUCCGGCUCCUAUGCCCACGCCGCCCGGUAUCCCUACCGCAAGCAGCGCCAGAACCCAACUUGCCGGCCUCACUGUCGCCGUUGUCGGCUCUGGAACUGGUUACUCCCGCGACCUGUUUCCCACUUGGGAUGCCAUCUCUGGUAACUGCAAUGCUCGCGAAUAUGUGUUGAAGAGAGAUGGUGAAGGCGUCCAAGUCAACAACGCUUGUGAAUCUCAGUCCGGCACCUGGAUCAGCCCUUAUGACAACGCCAGUUUCACAAACGCAUCCAGCUUGGAUAUCGACCACAUGGUACCUCUAAAGAAUGCCUGGAUCUCCGGUGCCUCAAGCUGGACCACAGCCCAACGCGAAGCUCUCGCCAACGACGUCUCCCGUCCCCAGCUAUGGGCCGUCUCCGCAAGCUCAAACCGCUCCAAGGGCGACCGCAGCCCGGACCAGUGGAAGCCUCCUCUGUCCAGCUUCUACUGCACCUACGCCAAGUCGUGGAUCGAUGUCAAGAGCUUCUACAAGCUGACAAUCACCAGUGCCGAGAAGACGGCUCUGAGCAGCAUGCUGGAUACUUGCUAG